Molecule: messenger RNA, 606 nt
Organism: Triticum urartu
Lineage: Eukaryota; Viridiplantae; Streptophyta; Magnoliopsida; Poales; Poaceae
Product: organelle RRM domain-containing protein 6, chloroplastic
Molecular function (GO): RNA binding
Source: RefSeq, a predicted model, not a curated record
GAGGGACGGUGAUGCGUUUGGCCUCUCGGCACCUGGGUUCCCAUGGCUUCAGCACCGAGAUAUUUGUGAGCAGGUUAUCAUUUUACACAACGGAGGAAGAAUUUAAAAAGGUCUUCUCACCAUUUGGCGCCAUUGAGGAAGUUCGGUUAGUGAGAGACAACCAAACUGGAAGGCUGAAGGGAUUUGGUUUUGUAAGAUAUUCAUCACAAGAGGAGGCACAGAAAGCUAUCAAGGCAAUGGAUGGAAGGAUUCUACGCGGCAGACUGAUUUUUGCAGAGAUGGCAAAGGAACACGGCACCGGAUAGUCAAUAGGUCAGAUUUUUAUUUGCACCGUUGCUGAACUACAUGUGUCUUUGGGCCGAACCGCCGAAGGCACUUCUCUCUUUGCAUCUUGCUAUCAAGAACAGGACCGAAUAGUGACGGCAUGCCUAGCAUGUUAUCCAAACAGCCAUCUGUUUUUUUGUUGUUGUUGCUAGAAGCAGUUAUGUUUCAUGAACAUAUUCAUUUGCUACAAAGCGGAACUGUGUAAGCUAAAUUUGUUUGUGUUGGUACUUAAAUUCAGCACGCCGGAGUAAUGUGAACUGAAGUACGGUUAUUACAGUCAAA